Messenger RNA from Triplophysa rosa, 1212 nucleotides. It is a transcript of the gene ppa1b, whose product is annotated as inorganic pyrophosphatase 1b. Gene Ontology annotation, biological process: phosphate-containing compound metabolic process. NCBI's taxonomy places the organism in Eukaryota, Metazoa, Chordata, Actinopteri, Cypriniformes, Nemacheilidae. Gene Ontology annotation, molecular function: inorganic diphosphate phosphatase activity; magnesium ion binding. The record is from RefSeq and is a predicted model, not a curated record. The transcript is spliced from 11 exons. Gene Ontology annotation, cellular component: cytoplasm. Bases 75 to 950 code for a protein of 291 amino acids.
UGCCUGAUUUCCUCUAGCUAAGUCGCAGGGUGCUGUACAGUCUCCCGGAAUCAAUACAUCACUGAGCGUGCAACAUGAGUUUCACCAUUGAAGAAAGAGGAAACCCUAACACUUUAAGCUACAGGGUGUAUUUCAAAAGCUCAGAUGGAAAAUACAUUUCACCAUUCCAUGACAUACCUAUAUAUGCAGAUGAAUCUCAGAAUAUUGUCCACAUGGUUGUUGAAGUGCCAAGGUGGACAAAUGCAAAAAUGGAGAUCGCUACAAAAGACCCUCUGAACCCAAUUAAGCAAGAUGUGAAGAAGGGCAAUUUGCGUUAUGUGGCCAAUGUUUUCCCACACAAAGGCUAUAUUUGGAAUUAUGGAGCAAUCCCACAAACUUGGGAAGACCCUGGGCACAAAGACAAAGACACAGGGUAUUGUGGUGAUAAUGACCCGAUUGAUGUCUGUGAAAUUGGUAACAAGGUACUCUCCCAUGGAGAUGUUGUCAAAGUGAAAGUCCUGGGAGUUUUGGCAAUGAUUGAUGAAGGUGAAACUGAUUGGAAAGUUAUUGCAAUCAAUGUUGAUGACCCUGAGGCAAAAGACUUUAACAAUAUUAGCGAUGUGAGGAGACUCAAGCCAGGCUACCUUGAGGCCACAGUUGAUUGGUUUAGGAGGUACAAAGUACCAGAUGGAAAACCGGAAAACCAGUUUGCAUUCAAUGGAGACUUUAAAGACAAAGACUUUGCCAUUGAGACAAUCAAAACCACCCAUGGCUUUUGGAAGGCACUUAUUUCACAGCAGACCAGUGGCGGAGAACUAAACUGCAAGAACGCAUGUAUCUCAGGAGGAGACAGUCCUUUCUACUGUUCGGUAGAUGAAGCCAAAGCGGUUGUUGAUGGAUCAUGCCCGUGUGGAGAUGGCAGUCCAAUUCCUUGCUCAGUUGACAAAUGGUUUUACUAUGCGAAGAACUGAGGAAGAUAACACUGUGGAUGGACCAGUCUGAUCACGUUUAGAAUAUCUGUAUAGUACAAUGUACAUUUUAGAAAGACAUAAGUACACCUUGUAGGGGGGACUGAAAGUCACAAAUACAGUUAAAAGUGCUAACCGAUGUCUUAAGUUAAGUUUCCUGUUUGAUAUUCUGUUUAACAGAUACUAAAGUUAGGAAGCAGUCUGGUCAAACUCAGGUACUGUAUCAUUCUGAACAAUUGCUUUAAUAAAGCUUUUCACAACGAUA